Molecule: messenger RNA, 4373 nt
Organism: Calidris pugnax (ruff)
Lineage: Eukaryota; Metazoa; Chordata; Aves; Charadriiformes; Scolopacidae
Gene: ACTR2
Product: ARP2 actin-related protein 2 homolog (yeast)
Exons: 10
Coding region: 111-1310 (399 amino acids)
Biological process (GO): Arp2/3 complex-mediated actin nucleation
Cellular component (GO): Arp2/3 protein complex; actin cortical patch
Molecular function (GO): actin filament binding
Source: RefSeq, a predicted model, not a curated record
GGCGGAGAGGAGGAGAAGAGGAGGAGGGGGGGGGCGACGGUCGGUCGGUCCGGCGGAGGUUGAGGAGGAGGCGGAGGAGGCGACGGCGGCGACGACCGGUGUGUGUGAGGAUGGACACGCUGGGCAGGAAGGUGGUGGUGUGCGACAACGGCACCGGGUUUGUGAAAUGUGGUUAUGCAGGCUCAAAUUUUCCAGAGCACAUUUUUCCAGCUUUGGUUGGAAGACCCAUCAUAAGAUCAACUGCUAAAGUGGGAAACAUUGAAAUCAAGAAUAACAAAAAGAUGGAUCUCAUGGUUGGCGACGAAGCAAGUGAACUCCGCUCGAUGCUGGAAGUUAAUUAUCCCAUGGAGAAUGGCAUAGUUCGGAACUGGGAUGAUAUGAAGCACCUCUGGGAUUACACGUUUGGACCAGAAAAACUUAAUAUUGACACAAAAAAUUGUAAAAUACUGCUCACGGAACCUCCCAUGAAUCCAACUAAAAAUAGGGAGAAGAUCGUGGAGGUGAUGUUUGAGACGUACCAGUUUUCUGGGGUGUAUGUAGCCAUUCAGGCCGUUCUUACUUUGUAUGCUCAAGGUCUGUUGACUGGUGUUGUUGUGGACUCUGGAGAUGGUGUAACUCACAUUUGCCCAGUUUAUGAAGGUUUCUCUCUCCCUCAUCUCACCAGACGGUUAGAUAUCGCUGGGAGGGAUAUCACUAGGUACCUCAUUAAGCUCCUCCUGCUGCGAGGGUAUGCUUUCAACCACUCUGCUGACUUCGAGACGGUUCGCAUGAUCAAGGAAAAACUGUGUUACGUGGGGUACAACAUCGAGCAGGAGCAGAAACUGGCACUAGAGACCACAGUACUAGUCGAAUCCUACACGCUCCCAGAUGGCAGGAUUAUCAAAGUUGGUGGAGAACGGUUUGAGGCACCGGAGGCUCUCUUCCAGCCUCACUUAAUCAACGUAGAGGGGGUUGGUGUGGCUGAAUUGCUGUUUAACACCAUCCAGGCCGCUGACAUUGAUACCAGGUCUGAAUUCUAUAAGCACAUCGUGCUGUCUGGAGGGUCCACCAUGUACCCUGGGCUGCCUUCGCGACUGGAGCGGGAACUUAAACAGCUCUACCUGGAACGAGUUCUGAAAGGAGACGUGGAAAAACUCUCGAAAUUUAAGAUCCGGAUUGAAGAUCCGCCUCGUCGAAAGCACAUGGUGUUUUUGGGCGGCGCGGUUCUAGCAGACAUCAUGAAAGACAAAGACAACUUCUGGAUGACCCGACAAGAAUACCAAGAAAAGGGAGUGCGUGUGCUGGAGAAGCUUGGUGUGACUGUUCGAUAAAUCCCAAAGCUUGUUCCCAUCACAUGUCUAAAGCUUUUUGUUUUGGGUUUUUGUUUUGGUUUUUUUUUUUUCUUUCAUUGCCAAUCUCUGAACUCACUCAGCUACACGCUAUGGAAGGGCCUGUCUGUGGCCUUUUGACCCAAAGGUCAGGUUUUGUUCUGGUUUCUUGGGGUAGCUUUUGUUAAAUGUUUCUUAAUGUGGCUAAAUUUGACUAUUAAAUUUGACCACUUCCCUGCAAACAAAACAGAGCAAGAGCAGCCUGUCUACUUCAUUGUUCCUUCCCAGUAGGCAAUUGGGUAAUUCUGGUAGGCUUUUUCUUCUGGGUUUAUUGCUAUAGUCCUGCUAGCUUUUGUCUCUAGUUCACAAUGGGUUGUGUGCCUUUUUUUAGCAUAAGAAAAAACAAAAACAACUUUUAAAGAGAAGCUUUUGCUAUUGGAUCAUCGUGGUGGUUAUCUUUGCAUCUUUUUGCCUCUCUCUACAUUAAGAUUUUAUUUUGGUUUUUUCUUUCCUGCAAUUAGGAAAUGUCGAUUAAACAUUUUUAUUUUUUUUUAGAAACUAGUUGAACUAGCUGGAAUGGCUUUAACACGCUGUUUCCAUGUAACGUGGUUCCGUCCGCGCUGCUGCCUGAACUGGCUUCUGAGGUGGUUUAUCCUUAAAGGUGGUGGUAGUAGUUCUGGAAGUUGCCACAAAGGGAGAAACACCUGGUAUACUCUGGCAAAUGUAAAAUUGUGGCCUUAGGUGUCUUUUUUUUUUUUCUGGAGGGAGGAGACAGGUUGGAGCUGUGUUGCUUUUUUGUUAAGGGACAGCUGGGGGGUCAGUCUGACCAAAAAAAAAUGCCUCUUUUUAUAGCUCAAUUUUUGGUACCGUGUUGUCUCAGCAUAGGGAGCGAGAAUGUUAAAUUAGCCGUUCUGUAAUUGUGGAGAAACUUAGAUGUGCUGAGACAGGAGCCUCUAAACUUCUGAAGAGAUUGAAUACUUUCAGAAAUGCUUGUGAAAAUUGUAACUAUAGAUACUCAACCCCCCCCCCCAACCAAGUUUUAAAAGUUGGAUGUUUUAAGUGCUUAUAUGUACAUCAGAAGCACUUCCAUUAAACUUUACAAGUAUAUUAACCUAGUGCCAAGUAGUUAUUGCAAAUGAAUAUUUUGGUGACCAGUGUUUAUUGCAGCAAGCAGAUAUUUAUAAACAACCACUGGCAGUAGGUUAUAAAGAAUGACCUAUAUUUGUUCCAGUUAAAAAUAACAUUGGAAUCUGAGAUGUUGUUGGUUGGUAAAUAUCCACAAUUCAUUUUGUCCACUCUUGAUUUUUUUGAUGCUUAACGUGUGAUGGGGAAGGAAGUGAAAACCAGUGAUUAAAAUGCUGUUUCCAGAAAGUACAUUAAAGCUGAGUUAUUCUGAAAAAUGGAAGUUGUCACUAGUAAUUAUCAGCCAUCUUCUCAGAGUAUAGUUGCCUCUAUUUUUCUUCCUACUAGCGGACUUGGUAACUAUCUUUGCAAUAAAAUCUGCCUUAUAUAAAGCAUAGCAAAAAAACAAACAAACAAACCAAACCUCCUUGUGUACGAAUGGCAGUUAGACUUAGUUCUACUUUGCUUUUCGUGGAAAUAUUCUAUCACUUCUUCCUGGUUUUCCGAGCCUACCGUAACAUUUAAGCGUAAGGAAGUGAAGUUCUGGUUUUUUGACUUGCAAACCCUGGAAUGUACGAGAGAUGCUUUCGUGUACUUGCCAUUUGUCUGCAUCUUUCCAGUAACAAUUGACCCCAGGAACACGGAAAUAUUCAACUCCCUUGGACUCUUAAAAUUUGCUUUGCUUUUCUAAAUGGAGCCGACAGCUUCCUUUUGGCUGGGAGCGCCAAAACAGGCAGAAUCCACGUCUGCAUUUCUUUAAUAACAAGACAGUCACUAUAGUAUUGCUAGUAAUGACCGUUUAAUUAUAGGUGGGUGGGGUUUUUUGCAGCUAUAUUUACUCUUAACUUGAAAAAUAUGAAUUUACAGGCAUGCCGGUCGUGCCUCAGUGCAUGCACUUAAGCAGUUACUACAUUUUUGGGGAGACGUGAAUGUAAGGGGUACUCUGAAUUCCUGUAGUCUUCGGAGCAUUUAAUACACAAGAUUUUAAAACUGCUGUGAGCUUGCUUUUAGGGCUAGGGUUUCUCAUGGGACUGUCUCUGGGCUUUUCGGACAGCAUUGAGACUCAUGGAAAUAAACCAAAGAAUGAUUUUUAAAUAUUUUUUUUUUUAAAUGACAAUCUGUCAUGUGAUUUAUUAUUUUUUGGGUUGUUUUUUUUUCUUUUCAAAUCUAGCCCUUGAACCUGCAACCUCUUUUCUAAACCGUCUUCUCCCUUUAUUCAUUGGCCUUGGUCAGGUAUGUGCACGUUGGAGUAAAGGUUUUUGGAAUUUGGCCCUUUCACUAGAGAACUUCACAGCACCAUGAGUAAUAAAUGUCAGUUGAUUGUGCAGAAGCUUGGGUUUCCAUGGAAACCGUGUAUAUAUUUAAAAAAAAAAAUAAAAGAGGAAAGGUAACUAGCAUUUUAAAUUCCAGCAAUCAUGGAUGCAGAAGAACGCAUGCGUAAUCCAAAUACUGACUGGGGUGUUCCAGUUGUGCUCAGCGUGGCUCACCGCGCGUGUGUUUGCACACACCAGAGCGUGUGUGUGUGUGUUCUCUCAGCUGACAGCUUCGAUAUUGCCAUGAAAGCAAUCUGGUUUUCAAGUGGGUUGGGUUUUCUUUUUUGGUGGGUGGUUUUGUUUUUUUUUUUUUUGGGGGGAAAGACCAAAUAACUUGAGUUGUAUUUGCGAUAUGCUUCAGCUCCUAUAAAAUUAGAAUAGAAGAUGCCGCAUCAGUUGUUAAGUUUUUUGGGAACAUCCUAUUUUUAAUGUUAAGCUGCUUCAAACCCCUCCCUUCCCCCCUGCCUCCAAGUGUUCUAGGAUGUUAACCGAUGUAACACAAACGGCUUUUUAUACAGUAAUGAAUUAUGUUAACACACAACACUGGUUGAGACCAUGAAUGGAAAUAAACAGCUAUUUAAAUUGACAGGUCUUUUCAAUACAAAAAUAAAAUCAGAUUUUUUUCGAAGUA